UUCGUGAAGACCCUGACGGGUAAGACCAUUACCCUUGAGGUCGAGUCCUCCGACACGAUCGACAAUGUCAAGUCCAAGAUCCAGGACAAGGAGGGCAUUCCCCCCGACCAGCAGCGCUUGAUCUUCGCUGGCAAGCAGCUUGAGGACGGCCGCACCCUCUCCGACUACAACAUCCAGAAGGAGUCCACCCUCCACUUGGUCCUCCGCCUCCGCGGUGGUAUCAUUGAGCCCUCCCUGAAGGCUCUUGCCUCCAAGUUCAACUGCGACAAGAUGAUCUGCCGCAAGUGCUACGCCCGUCUUCCCCCCCGUGCGACCAAUUGCCGUAAGCGCAAGUGCGGUCACACCAACCAGCUCCGCCCCAAGAAGAAGCUCAAAUAGACGAUUCAUUACGGUUGCGGCGUCACGGGUUCUGGCAUUCUGGAGAGGAUGGCAGGGAUACGAAUUUUCCUGGGCUUUGUGGUAGCAUUACUUUCCAUCGGCAAGCAGGUCGUCGAAUAAAAACUGAAUUGGUCGCCCUCCUACCUCAAAUGUCAAAAGGAAACACAACCCGGACUACCCCGUUAUGCCUGUCGUACAUCAACAAAAUGAUGGUUGGAGGCUGAGAGAAAAAUCGUUUGGCGAGAGAGCGCGCCUAGGCGUCCUGAGUGCAGCAUGGAGAUGCUAAUGAGCAUGAGAGACGUACUAUGAUGGAUGCGGGAUGGCGACUGACCUGCCUCACAAUGCUCCAUUGACUACAGUGGAAAAUCAACACAGUAGCGAAAUACAGAGCCUCAGAACCACAUGCCGUUCAAUUUGGUGAUGCACGUCAUGCAUGUGAACUUGAUGAUUGUGAUCUUAUCAGAUAGUGUCCAAUGCUUCUAGCGAAAUUCUUUUAAC
This is a messenger RNA of Colletotrichum phormii, 876 nucleotides long. RefSeq lists its product as uncharacterized. The annotation marks the transcript as partial. Gene Ontology annotation, biological process: translation; modification-dependent protein catabolic process; protein ubiquitination. The record is from RefSeq and is a predicted model, not a curated record. Gene Ontology annotation, molecular function: structural constituent of ribosome; ubiquitin protein ligase binding; protein tag activity. Gene Ontology annotation, cellular component: ribosome; nucleus; cytoplasm. The transcript is spliced from 3 exons. Lineage: Eukaryota; Fungi; Ascomycota; Sordariomycetes; Glomerellales; Glomerellaceae.